Macadamia integrifolia is the source of this 1289-nucleotide messenger RNA. RefSeq names its product extensin-3-like. The coding region runs from base 10 to 960 and encodes 316 amino acids. The record is from RefSeq and is a predicted model, not a curated record. The transcript is spliced from 2 exons. NCBI's taxonomy places the organism in Eukaryota, Viridiplantae, Streptophyta, Magnoliopsida, Proteales, Proteaceae.
AAGUGUAAGAUGAGUAGACAAGGAGGCAAGGGAGCCUCAAUGGCCUCAGCCCUCAUUACCACUCUUGUAGUGUUGGCUGUGUCUCUUAGCUUACCACUAGAGACCACUGCACGCAACAACUACUCUCCUUCACCCCCCAAGAAAUCUCCCCCUCAUUCCUCGCCUCCUCCCCACAUCAAGUCUCCACUAACACCACCACCACCACCAAAGGAGCUUUACAAAUCUCCACCACCCCCAUCAGUCCACAAAUAUCCUCCACCACCACCACCACCAAAGGAGCUUUACAAAUCUCCACCACCCCCAUCAGGCCACAAAUAUCCUCCACCAUCCCCAGUCUACAAGUCUCCUCCACUGCCACCUAAGGAGCACCAUAAACCACCUACUGAGCACCACAAACCACCCACUGAACACCACAAAUCUCCUCAUUCUCCUCCAGAACCACCAAAGGAGCACCACAAACCACCCACUGAGCAUAACGAGCACCACAAACACCACCACAAAUCACCCACUCAUGAGCAUCAUAAAUCUCCUUGGUCACCACCUAAGGAACACUACAAACCACCCACUGAACACCACAAUUCUCCUCCACCACCAAAGGAACACCACAAACCACCCCAUGAGCACCACAAGCACCCACUACCAUCACCGCCUAAGGUGCCCUACAAGCACAAGUCUCCACCGCCAAAGGAGCACCACAAACCACCCCAUGACCACCACGAGCUUCCACCAGUGCACAAAUACCCACCACCAUCACCUCCUAAAGCGCCCUACAAGUCCAAGUCUCCCCCACCUCCUCCCACUCCAGUCUACAAAUACAAGUCUCCUCCUCCACCAACAAAGGAGCACCACAAACCUCCACCAUUGCACAAGUACCCACCACCAUCACCUCCUAAGGCGCCUUACAAGCCUCCCACUCCAGUCUACAAGUUCAAAUCGCCGCCACCACCACCACAUGUUUAGCAUUACACUUCACCUCCUCCUCAUAUUUACUAAGAAGGCUUAUAGACAAAAAUGGAGAGCAGUUGUUAGGAGGAUGGAGUUAACCGAGUAAAAAGUAGGGUUUCUAAUCUUCUUCGUCAGAGAAGGAAAGAGAAUUAAUGUACUUUGUGUGAUUCUUGUUCUUGAGAUAAUUUAGUAAUAAUAAUUGGAGAAAAGGCCAGGUUGGGAAAAGGAAGAAGAAGAAGAAGAAGAGAGAGAAGAUCUAUCACUUUUCAUGUAAAUCGUGCAACGCAAUGUACUGGAAAACAUGUUUGUGCUUGGGCCGUGAGCAUCUAUGCAUUUUUUUUUUU